This is a messenger RNA of Syngnathus acus (greater pipefish), 1915 nucleotides long. RefSeq names its product melanocortin 2 receptor (gene mc2r). Gene Ontology annotation, cellular component: membrane. The coding region runs from base 195 to 1082 and encodes 295 amino acids. Gene Ontology annotation, biological process: G protein-coupled receptor signaling pathway. Gene Ontology annotation, molecular function: melanocortin receptor activity. The record is from RefSeq and is a predicted model, not a curated record. NCBI's taxonomy places the organism in Eukaryota, Metazoa, Chordata, Actinopteri, Syngnathiformes, Syngnathidae. The transcript is spliced from 2 exons.
GGGCACUCUUUAAAACAUCCACCAUCAGAUUGAACGAUUUACAAGGAGGAAACCAUCUGUUUUUGCACGAACAUACAUUAGUAUGCGGCAGGACCGAAAGACAAAAACGUAUCAUUUCCUUUUUGCCAUCAUCAUUAUAACGCCACAGAAGCGCCUUUUAGCAUUUUAAAAAGAAGCGCCUGUCUUGUCUGACCAUGAACACCUCAAUGAAUAAGUCAGACUGCCCAGAGUUGAGCGUUCCUCUCCCCAUUUUCUUCACUAUCGGAGUAUUCAGUCUGAUGGAGAAUCUCUUGGUUGUGGUGGCCGUCAUAUACAACCGAAACCUGCACUCGCCCAUGUACUGCUUCAUGUGCAGCUUGGCGGGCUUCAACACCAUCGCCAGUCUCACUAAAACCUGUGAGAACGUCCUGCUUGUGUUUGCACAUGUGGGACAACUAGAGAAGCAAGGUUCCUCUGAGACUAAGAUUGAUGACGUGAUUGACUCACUGAUCUGUAUGUCUUUUGUGGGUUCAAUUCUCAGCUUCCUGGCCAUUGCCGUGGACCGAUACAUCUCUAUAUUCCAUGCACUUAGAUACCACAACAUCAUGACAAUGCGACUCACAGGGACCAGUUUAGGCAUCAUCUGGACAACAUGUGGGGUGUCAGCCAUAUUCAUGGUGAGGUUCUUCGACGUCAAGUUCAUCAUGAUCUGCUUUGUUUGCCUAUUUUUGAUCUCCUUUGCCGUCAUUUGCUUCCUCUACAUUUAUAUGUUCAUGCUGGCACGUAAUCAUGCCAGGAAGAUUGCUGCUGUGAAUUCGGGUGGCGGUGACAAAUGUCGUUUAAGGUGGUGGGGAAGCAGUAUGAGAGGAGCCCUAACACUAACCAUCCUGUUUGGGGCAUUUGUUGUGUGUUGGGCACCUUUUUUCCUUCACCUCAUCAUCAUGACAGUGUGCCCGACAGACCCAUAUUGUGAGUGUUACAGAUCACUCUUCCAGCUCCACUUAUUGCUGCUAACGAGCCACGCCCUUAUCGACCCUGCUAUCUAUGCCUUCCGCAGCGCCGAGCUCAGGCAUACGUUCCGGAAGAUGCUUCUUUGUUCCUAAGAGGCGCAGCUUUUUCAAAUUUGAAAAAUGUCAUUUCGCUCACCAAUGGAUGAUAAAUAUGUAUCAUGUAUUAGGACAAAGAGAGAGGCCGAGUUGCACUUUGAUUAGAUUUGUGCUGUUUCAAAGUUUUAACCUUUUAUUUCAAUUUACAGUAUUAUCAGCCAGAAGCUUUCUCCUGCCCUUUUCUUUCACGUGCACACUUUCUUUAAAGUCAACUUUAUGUUGUAAUUAAAUCAGGAUAUUUUAAUGUAGUUGCUUAAGGCUAAAUCACUGCUCUUGUGAUUAAAGCCUGCAUCAUCUGAAAUUCCGUUUUCAGCUCAGUAAAGCAAUGCGCAACCUAAUCGGAAUCUUGAUCACCAGACUUGAGAUGGAUGGGAUAUUCCAGCAACGGACGAAUGCUCGCAGAUUUGUGAACAGUUUAACAUUUAUUUUUAUUAACAAUGAAAACAUCUUGGGUCUUUGAGUUCAAACAUUAAAUUUUAUCCAGUUAAAUACAAAUAUAAGCAUUUAUUUCAACAAUGAGCAUGAUAUAGAUUAUGUGUUUUUGUUUAUCUGUGAAAUUCCAUAUGCAUGAAAUAUGUAACAGCUAAUAACAAUGUGUCUUUGUUGGCAACAUUAUGUCAAGCUCAAGUAGGUUGUCUUGUACUAUUUGAAUACUGAACUAGAACAAUUACUUUGUUAUUAUGUUGUAGCUAAAAACAUUUUCCCUAAACAAUUUUGUCACCCAUGAGAUUUGUUUCCAUUGUUACACAGGGAAAAAACACAAUAUCAUAUCAGAUAAAAUACAGUUUUGAAAAUUUAACAUGGUAUUUACAGUGUUUAUACAAAUGUGG